Mandrillus leucophaeus (drill) is the source of this 716-nucleotide messenger RNA. RefSeq lists its product as uncharacterized. The record is from RefSeq and is a predicted model, not a curated record. Lineage: Eukaryota; Metazoa; Chordata; Mammalia; Primates; Cercopithecidae.
AUGGGGAGUGGGAAGGUCAGCAUGGGCCCACAGGGCCAGGUGUCCGGCCCAGAUUCCCACCCUCAGGGCGGCGGCGCGCAAAGGGCGCAGUCCCCGACGCUGGGCGGACCCGCGGCUCCGGCUUUCCCGGUGUCUCCAGCCUCGGUGCCCGGAACCCCCGAUCUCGGCCUGGCGCUCCAGCGAGGCAGCUCGGUGCCCCAGCAGGGACGGGGAACGCUUGGCUUGAGAGAUCACAUUUCUGGGUGUGGAGAGAAUGUCAAUCACAUACUCAGAAUAUCACCUCCUUGGGCACAGCCAGGGCAUGGUCCAUUGAAAAUGUUCCUGACUGCCUGAAGCUGAUGGCUCACCAUAAAAGCCAAAAUGGGGACCUGUCAAAAAUGUAUUAGCCAAACUAUGGCUUGGCUCAGGAAGAUGCCAAGACCAAAGGCUGCUGAACUUUACGUAUAAACUUGCAUGAAAAGCACAUCACUGAUCUGAGACAGUGGAGGCUUAGUGGUGAGAAUAUGGGCUCUGGAUGGACCUGGUUUCAAGUCUUGGCUCUGUCAUUCACCAGCUGUGUGAAUUUGGGCAAACCACUUUUUUUCUCUGAUGCUCAGUUCCCUCACCUAGCAAAAAGGGUGAUAAUGAUGGCAUCAACUCAUAAGGUUCAUGAGGACUGAGUUAGAUAAUGCAUACACAUGUUUCAUAUACAAUAAUAAAUAAAAAUGUUGGCUGUU